This is a messenger RNA of Nicrophorus vespilloides, 1316 nucleotides long. Its product is annotated as actin-5C. Gene Ontology annotation, biological process: mitotic cytokinesis. The record is from RefSeq and is a predicted model, not a curated record. Lineage: Eukaryota; Metazoa; Arthropoda; Insecta; Coleoptera; Silphidae. The coding region runs from base 113 to 1243 and encodes 376 amino acids. The transcript is spliced from 2 exons.
AGUCCACGCCGACCGGCACUUCCUCGAACCGCCGACCCGGCUUCUUCCAUUCGUUUGUUGAUCGCUCUUGUUCUGUGACGUGUCCAACUUUCCCCGAACGUACUAAUUCAAUAUGUGUGACGAAGAAGUUGCCGCAUUGGUGGUUGACAAUGGAUCCGGUAUGUGCAAGGCCGGUUUCGCCGGUGAUGACGCGCCCCGUGCCGUCUUCCCGUCGAUCGUGGGUCGCCCAAGGCAUCAAGGUGUCAUGGUAGGCAUGGGCCAGAAGGACUCGUACGUAGGAGACGAGGCCCAAAGCAAGAGGGGUAUCCUCACCCUGAAGUACCCGAUCGAGCACGGCAUCGUGACCAACUGGGACGAUAUGGAGAAGAUCUGGCAUCACACCUUCUACAAUGAAUUGCGUGUUGCCCCAGAGGAGCACCCCGUCCUCCUGACCGAGGCUCCAUUGAACCCGAAGGCCAAUCGCGAGAAGAUGACCCAGAUCAUGUUCGAAACCUUCAACACUCCCGCCAUGUACGUCGCCAUCCAGGCCGUGCUCUCGCUGUACGCCUCCGGUCGUACCACCGGUAUCGUCCUCGAUUCCGGAGACGGUGUCUCUCACACCGUCCCAAUCUACGAAGGUUAUGCCCUUCCUCAUGCCAUCCUCCGUCUGGACUUGGCCGGUCGCGACUUGACCGACUACCUCAUGAAGAUCCUCACCGAGCGCGGCUACUCCUUCACCACCACCGCCGAGCGUGAAAUCGUUCGCGACAUCAAGGAGAAGCUCUGCUACGUCGCCCUCGACUUCGAACAAGAGAUGGCCACCGCCGCCAGCUCCAGCUCCCUCGAGAAGAGCUACGAGCUUCCCGACGGACAGGUCAUCACCAUCGGCAACGAACGUUUCCGCUGCCCAGAGGCUCUCUUCCAGCCAUCCUUCUUGGGUAUGGAAGCGUGCGGCAUCCACGAGACCACCUACAACUCCAUCAUGAAGUGCGACGUGGACAUCCGUAAGGAUCUGUACGCCAACACCGUUCUCUCCGGAGGUACCACCAUGUACCCAGGCAUCGCCGACCGCAUGCAGAAGGAGAUCACCGCCUUGGCUCCAUCCACCAUGAAGAUCAAGAUUAUCGCUCCACCAGAGAGGAAAUACUCCGUCUGGAUCGGUGGUUCCAUCCUGGCCUCCCUCUCCACUUUCCAACAGAUGUGGAUCUCCAAGCAGGAAUACGACGAGUCCGGCCCAUCCAUCGUCCACAGGAAGUGCUUCUAAGUUGUUUCACCUUCAUCUACAACAACAACAAAAACAACAUAAAGAAACAACUAAAACAACAACAACAAAAACA